Artibeus jamaicensis (Jamaican fruit-eating bat) is the source of this 1053-nucleotide messenger RNA. RefSeq lists its product as uncharacterized. Lineage: Eukaryota; Metazoa; Chordata; Mammalia; Chiroptera; Phyllostomidae. The record is from RefSeq and is a predicted model, not a curated record. Gene Ontology annotation, cellular component: cytosolic large ribosomal subunit. Gene Ontology annotation, molecular function: structural constituent of ribosome.
AUGCGUCCCGAAGAUAACCGUGGGAGGGGCGACAGUGCGCUGGCCUCUCUGCGAGCCGCCGGCGUCCCGAGAGCGGGGGACGUGGCUGCGAGGGCCUUACCAAGUUACAACCCUUCCACGGAGAGACACCUAAGGGAGCCACGGGGCGAGAGCUCUGACUCUGCUGUUCGGGUCAUUGGGAACUUCAUUUCCUUGCUGUCUGCUGGCAGCAGCCCUGAGCUCCUUCAGAACACCAUCAGCUCUUACAGGCCACCUGUAGUUCCUGUCACAGGAGCUUCCUCAAUACGGCCAACUACUUCAUCAAACAAGGAAGUGAUCAGUUCAAGCCUUCCCAGCCCAGUACGAGGUGCAGGCUGUAAUGUUUCUACGCACACUGAAGUGGCCAGAGAGGAGAGGAGUAGGAACAAGCCACCAGAGAAACUGGAACCUGUGGAGCGUCUAAACUUGGAGAGCAAGAAAACAGAGCCAGGUGAAUGGGGAGAGCCCAGCCGAGUGACUCUGGGAGGAGGUACUGACAGCAGAUCUGGAAGACGGAGGAAAAUCAGUAUUUGUGACCAGAUCGCCACCCACUCCCACCCAGGGAGAGAUCCCUCAGCGACAGCCACCCACACACCAUCCAGACUGAGGAAAAUCAGGAAACUUCGGGGCCAUGUGAGCCAAGGCCACGGCUGCAUGGACAAGCACAGGAAGCGCCUGGGAGGUCAAGGUAACGCUGGUGGCUUGCAUCAGCACAGGAUCAACCUCGGCAAAUACCACCCAGGUCACUUUGGGAGAGUCGGUGUGAGGCAUGACCACUUACAGAGGAGCCAGAGCUUCUGCCCCACUGUCAACCUGGACAAACUGUGGGCCUCGGUCAGGGAGCAGACACAGGUAAACGCUGCCAAAAACAAGACCGGAGCCACUCCCAUCGCAGAUGCGGUGUGAUCGGGCUACUGCAGAGUCCUGGGGAACGAAACGCUCCCAAAGCAGCCUGUCCUGGUGAAGGCCACGUUCCUCAGCACAAGAGCUGAAAGAUUAAAGAGUGUCGGUGGGGCCUGUGGGCCGGUAGCUUGA